CUCUCUCGAGCUGUGUUGUUAGUUACACUUCCUGUGUGUGUGCUCGAGCUCAGAUGUACACAAACGCAGGACACAACAGCGACUUUAUGCCAUUUUAGUGAUUGUAAUGAGAAACUAUAAUGUUUUGAUUGAAUAUCUGGAUAAUAUAUUGAGGAGUUACAGGUGUCAGGAUGGCGGAGGAAGGCCGUGCCGUGAGCGUUUUCGGUUUGCCAGCCGACGUGGAUCAUGAACGGCUCCGGGACAAAUUACUGAUCCACUUCCUACGGCAGAGCAACGGGGGAGGAGAGGUCACGUCGGUCAGUCUCAUCGGCCGAACACCCCUGCGUGCCCUGGUCACGUUUGAGGAGAGCAGAGUGGUCCAAAGUGUACUUCGUCAUCAUCCCCACGUUUUACAUCUGGAAGGCAUAAAAUAUGAACUUUCCCUGAGCCUCCCUAACCAAGAGCCACUCAGUCUGAAUAAGGUAAUCCUCAGUAUGACUGUGACUGUAGAUUGCAGUCAGCUUCCUCAGGGAGCAGACACACUGAAUGCACUGCACGGUGAAUUCCCAGAUCUACGGAUGGAGCGUGGCUUUCUACGGCCCACAUGCACCUUGCAAGGCAGCUAUUCUGAUUUUCAAAGUGUAUUUCCUUAUUUGCAGACAUUAUUUUCUCAUCACAUUUCACAAGCCAAAUAUCAGAAUUUUAUUGGGGACAACGGUCAAGGUCAUAAGGCAAGGCAAGACCCUGCAGGUGCAAAGAAAUGGAACGGCUAUACAUUCCAAUCACCGGCCAUUCAUGCAGGAGACCUCAGCUUUAGGCCCAGAGAGGAUUUAGGUCAAGAAAACUACAGAAUGCAAGAUAACAACGAAGCUCCCACUGGACGCAGCACUCAGUCUAGAAGAGGUAAAAUCGAGGAGGGAGCAGAGUGUAGGACAGAUGAGGAUGAUUUGGAAGAUCUUUCGAUAAUCAUGGAUGCUGAUGUGUUUGCAUACCUGCAAAGCAUUAAAGAGUACAAGAGGAUACUGCAACAUCAUGGAGUACAAGUGGUUCAUGUUACUUCCGAGGGUGUCACCACUGUGUACCUGCAGUCAAGUGGGUCAGAGGUUAAACAGAACUUUAAGCAAGCCCAUAAGGAGCUAAGGCAGCUUUAUCAACAGCAAGAGGCUUAUCUAAGGAAAGACCAGGUAAAAAGGAGUGCUCUUUACAUGCCAGAUGGAUUAAACACAACGUUAAAACAGGUGCAGUUAUUACUGCCCAAUGUUCUCCUCAGCUUUGACCAGGACAGCAUUUAUAUAGUUGGAGAGAAAAGUGAGGUAUCUCAGGCCAAACAAAUGCUAUUGAUUGGGGUGGAAAAAGACCUGAUGAGUUUGACAGAAAUUCCACCAUCAUCUUCUAGUUUUCCAUCAGCAUCCCCUGAACCCUUGGAGAGAGAGCAACAGGUUAUGGGUGCCCCCCAAACAUUAGUGCCCCCCAAACUAAUUGGUUCCAGCACUGAACGAAAAGGGGAGAUCGGAAAUACAAAAGAAUACAAACUAGCUGCUCGGUUUAAGAGAGAGGAGAUGGGUGGAGACAUGAGGUGUCUUACUACUAAGAUGGACAUGUUAAAGUUAGCCCAAAGCUCUCAGUCAACAACACCACCCACACGGUCCUUGUUUGGCACCACAGGCGAACUCAGUAUCGAACUGCCCAGGGAAGGAACUGAAGCCUUCAGGAUGACAGAGCCAAGCUGUACAGGGCAGGAUAUCCUGUUUAAAAACCAAGACCCGCUAUCUCUGAAUACAUUUGGUGGAACCACCUUCAGCACAGCCAAGGCCAAACCAAGUACUUCCGUUGGACUCACUUCAACACAGGGAACAGCAGUCAUGGCUUCAGUGAGCACAAAUGUGAAUUCCCUAUCAGCAAGUAAUACAAACGUGAAGACAGCUGCUCCCUCAUUAACAUCCAAAUCUUCAUUAAGGAGGUCCAAUAGUUUCUCUGGUCAGCCAAGAGAGCAGGUGAAAAAUAACCAGGUUACAGCUGAGCCAAUGAUCAACACGCAUUCACAUAAAAGAGCAAGAUCCAAUAGCAUUAGUGGUGGAAGACCCAGUAAAGAUUGUCCAGUUACUGUAGUGGAAGCAGAACUUACUGUGUCUGGUCUAAUGUGGAGUUACAUAAAGGAUGCAUAUCGUUCCCAGCUGCAGGCUAUGGAAUGUGACUUGCAAAUGUCUGAGAAACGACCAGGCAAAAGUGAUGUAAGCGUUAUACUGAAGGGCACAGAUUCAUUAAAGGUUGAAGAAAGUCAUCGUGAGCUUCAGAAUCUAGUGGCUAUAGUGGCCAGCGACUUCGUCUUUCAGGAAUUAUGUUUGAAUGAGCUUGGUGUGGUUCAGAAAGAUGAACUGUUUUUGGCCUGCUGCUCAAGUGUGAGGAAACAUAUAUCUAAGGUUAUCUGGUACACCACAAAGAGACACCUUGUCUUGAUUGGUCCAAAAUUCCUCUGCUCUCAAGUCAGUGAUAUAUUUAAGGAUGUAUUUUCUGGGCAGAAGUCACAUUCCUCAUUCCUUCUGAAGUUGAAGAACUUGCAGAAGUGUGUAGAUCAAGGAGCAUCCAAGGCAUUUUUGAGCAUACAAUCAACAAGUGCUGAUCAUUCUAAAUCGGAUCAAAGCUUAAAGGAGUUUUCUUUUCAGGACACAAGUCAGGUGGUUCAGUCUAACAGCAGUCUCAAGAGUGAUGGUCAAUCGACCAAAAUGAAAUCAGCCACAUUGGAAAAGUUGGAGCACUCUAUAUCCACAGAGGAUGAAUUAAGCAAGGCAUACACAUUAAGCCAACUAGCUAAUGCCAAAGAAGACACACAAACUGAUAAGCCAACUUCUUUACCACUUGAAGCAAAGAAAAAACAAGAUACCUCAAAGAUUCUGAAACAGACUAACUUGCUGUCCAGUAUCCCUUCAGAGCAAUGUGUGUGUGGAGCAAUUGGUGCAAAUGUGAAGCGCACCUCCUGUGGUGUCAUCCUUUGCUCUGACUGCAAACUGCUGCAUUCACACUGUCGAGUGUGUGGAAAAGAGGAGGUUUACUCUCAGAAGAUGAUACAGGGGGAAAGUAUUGAGUCAAACAACACAGAGCAAGAUAAUCAGGCUCAAGAGCAGUAUUCAGUACAAGAGGACAUCAAGGAACAUAAGGGCAUCCAAGGCACGAUGACCUGUGUGGAGAUGCAUUUGAGUCUUUCAGGCUAUAAUAAAUACACAAUGGCCAAGAUCAAGUACAGCAUACCUGAUGGCAUACAAGGGGAUAAUGAUCCCCACCCUGGUUCACCAUUUGAGGGGGGUCAAUUUGUGGCUUAUUUGCCACUCAGUCCAAAGGGAAGAAGUUUAUUGCCCUCUUUGAAAAAGGCAUUUGAUCAAGGGCUAACUUUUGUUAUUUCAAGCAAGAAGGCCAAUGGUGGAGAUGCAAAAGUGAGCUGGGGCAAGAUCCCACACAAGACCAGCAUGGAGGGGGGCAGGGACAGGAAUGGAUAUCCAGACUCUACAUACCUUGUUCUGUUGUCUGAGGCACUGGUGGCACAUGGGAUUGAAGGAGCCCCCGGCAGUUAGUCAGGAUGAAGCCAAAAUCUGACCUUGCAAAUAACACAAAAUCAUUGAGACCACAAGACUACAGUAUAUUGUGUAUUAUUUUUUUGAUACAGUUCCUUACUACAAAUAUCAAAAUGUAAUCCAUGUAAAUGAAGUUUUCAAUAAUACUGAUUGAUUACUUAACCUUUUGGUUGCACCUUUUUUUAUUACCUGUUAUUUUUAUUAUUCAGUAUUUCUGCUUAACUGUUUUUGUACGGUAUAUAAUCAAUUUAGAAUGUAAAUUAAAUUGUUUUAGGAUCAUAUUUUAUUUCAGAAUCAGUGUUUUUUUUUCUAUAAUCUUUAUUGACGUAUAGAAUGAAUCAGUAAUGCUCAACAUAAUACUCUGUAUAUUCUGAAUCAGCUGAGUAUGCUUUUUUAAUAAAACAAUAAUCUUGC
Messenger RNA from Danio aesculapii, 3959 nucleotides. RefSeq lists its product as uncharacterized. The record is from RefSeq and is a predicted model, not a curated record. Gene Ontology annotation, molecular function: RNA binding. NCBI's taxonomy places the organism in Eukaryota, Metazoa, Chordata, Actinopteri, Cypriniformes, Danionidae. The transcript has 6 exons. Gene Ontology annotation, biological process: Notch signaling pathway; protein ubiquitination. Bases 171 to 3545 code for a protein of 1124 amino acids.